Molecule: messenger RNA, 4259 nt
Organism: Choloepus didactylus (southern two-toed sloth)
Lineage: Eukaryota; Metazoa; Chordata; Mammalia; Pilosa; Megalonychidae
Product: nuclear exosome regulator NRDE2-like
Biological process (GO): regulatory ncRNA-mediated post-transcriptional gene silencing; negative regulation of RNA catabolic process
Cellular component (GO): catalytic step 2 spliceosome
Molecular function (GO): protein binding
Source: RefSeq, a predicted model, not a curated record
CGCAGUCCAGCCGGCUGACUGCGCGCGGAACCACACGUCCCAGGGUGCAGCUCACCGGCGGAUGCCGCAGGCCGUGCGCUUGCUCGCCGGUGAGGCCUGUGGUCAUGGCGCUGUUCCCAGCCUUUGCCGGCGUUAGUGAGGCCACCGACAGCGGGAGCUCCAGGAAAGCAUUAGACUGGCUGAGCAACCGGAGCUUUUGUGUCGGAGCCAUAAUGUUACAGGGCCAACAAACUGAAGAGACCACAGCCCUUAUUUCUGAGGGGUCACCGUUGACAAGGAAUCCUUUGAAAUCAGAGCCUUCAGAUGAAAGCGACACUAACAAAAAACUCAAACAAGCAAGCAGAAAAAAGAAGAAAGAGAAAAAGAAAAAAAAGAAGCACCAGCACCAUAAGAAAACCAAGAGGAGACGUGGGCAGCUGAGCAGCAGUGGGUCUGAAGCAGAUACUGACUCUGAAAGGGACACAUCUUCCAGAAGCUUCAGAGAUAGUAGAAGGGAAUGCGAGAAACCAAAGUACAAGCGGAAAGGAGACUCCUGCCUUGGCCUUAACCCUAAGAAGCAGUGUAUAUCUUGGGAAGGAGCUUCCAGCCAAAAGGAGCAUUUGUACAAGCAUGUUGAGUGCUAUUUUACAAAGAAAAAUUUGGUAUUAAUGAACUCGGAUGGAGUUGCCAUUAGCAGUAAAACCGAACCUCCCUCGUCUGAGCCAAUCCUGUUUAUACCAGUGAAGGACUCAGGUGAUGUGGUUCCUUCUGCUGCAACCUGGCUGAAUCCUUUGGGGAUUUAUGGCCACUCAACCACGCAGUGGCUACAAGGACAGGGUCCUUCGGAACAUGAGUCGAAGCAGCCAGAGUCACAGCCAGACAGAGAGAACGCUGCCCUCAAGGCUAAGGUGGAGGAGUUUAACAGGAAGGUUCGGGAGAAUCCUCGGGACAUUCAGCUAUGGAUGGCGUUUGUUGAUUUUCAGGAUGAGGUGAUGAGAAGCCCUGGCCUCUAUGCUGUCGAUGAAGGAGAGCUGGAGAAGCGCGGGAGGUCCCUGAAGCUCAUUCUGGAGAAGAAGCUGGCCAUUCUGGAGCGGGCCAUCGAGAGCAAUCAGACCAGCGUGGAGCUGAAGCUCUGCAUGGAGUUCUGGGAGCCCUCCACCCUGGUCAAAGAGUGGCAGAAGCUGACAUUUUUAAAUCCCAAUAAUACAGCCCUUUGGCAGAAAUACCUUUUAUUUUGCCAGAGCCAAUUUAGCACCUUUUCAGUAUCGAAAAUUCACAGUCUGUAUGGAAAAUGCUUGAGUACUUUGUCCGCUGUUAAGGAUGGCAGCAUCUUAUCCCACCCUGUGUUGCCUGGAACCGAAGAGGCCAUAUUUGCCCUCUUUCUUCAGCAGUGCCAUUUCCUGCGGCAGGCUGGCCACUCCGAGAAGACCGUCUCUUUGUUCCAGGCCAUGGUUGACUUCACCUUCUUCAAACCUGACAGUGUGAAAGACCUGCCGACCAAAGGACAGGUGGAAUUCUUUGAGCCCUUUUGGGACAGUGGAGAGCCCCGCGCUGGAGAGAAGGGGGCAUGAGGCUGGAGAGCGUGGAUGCACCAGCAGGAGCGGGGCAGCUGGGUGGUCAUCAACCCAGGGAAGGUUGAUGAUGAACCAGAAGAGGAUGACGAGGAGAUAAGAGAUAAGACUCUGCCCAGGUGGCAGAUCUGGCUUGGCGCGGAGCGUUCCCGAGACCAGAGGCACUGGCGGCCCUGGCACCCUGAUCAGACCAAGAAACAAGCUGAGGACGACUGUGAGGAUCCCGAGAGGCAGGUGUUGUUUGAUGACAUUGGACAAUCUCUGAUCACACUUUCCAGCCCAGAGCUUCGGUUUCGGUUAGUCGAGGCCUUCCUGCAGUUCUUGGGGGUGCUGUCUGGCUCGGCUUCUCCUGCCACCUGCCGUUACCUGGCCGUGGAUGAGAACAGCGUCUUUGAUAACGGGCUUUGUGAUGAAAAGCCAUUGACACUUUUCAGCCCCUCAUUUUCUGGUGUUAGCUGUGUUGGCCGCAUGGACCAGUUGGGCAGUAGUUGCUGGACCAGGGGUCACAAUCGAGAUGGCGAGGAGUAUCGUAACAUCUUCCACCUCGUGAUGCCUCUGUUUUCAAGCAAGGAAAAGUCUCAGCUUGCCUUCUCCUGGUUACAGGAUGAGAUUGCAAAGGUCAUUUGCUGUCUGCACACUAAAAACAAGAAGAAAUUAAAGUCACAAGGGAAGAACUGCAAAAAACUAGCCAAGAAUCUCCUUAAGGAGCCAGAAAACUGCAAGAAUUUGUGCCUCUGGAAGCAGUAUGCCCAUCUGGAGUGGUUGCUUGGCAACACAGAGGAUGCCAGAAAAGUUUUUGACACAGCACUCAGCCUGGCAGGAAGCAAAGAGCUGAAGGAUUCCACGCUCUGCAAGCUGGGUCUGCUCUAUGUGGAGCUGGAGGUGGAGCUGCUGUCGGACCUGAGAGGAGCCGCCACAGCCAGGGCUGUCCACAUUCUAACCAGACUGACCGAGAGCGUCCCUUAUGGGCCCUACGCUGGGCAGGUCUUGGCGGUUCACAUUUUGAAAGCCCGGAAGGCAUAUGAGCACGCGCUGCAGGACUGUUUGGCCGAGAGCUGUGACUCUGACCCAACUCCCCUCAAUUCCUUUAACCACCUGAUGAGCCUGGCUAAAUGCUUUAUGCUCUUCCAGUAUCUGACUGUAGGGAUCAGUGCUGCCUUGCAGAUCUACAAGCAGGUGUUUGCAAAACUGAAGCGCUCCAUUUCCCCAGAAGACUCUGGCCUGGAAGAGGGUGACCAUGCCCAGUACCUGAUCAGUGUUCUCGAAGCCGCCACCCUGAUGCACACGCAUCUGCUCAGGUUUCACCUGAGAGUGAGGGUCUACCCACUGACACCCCUGCGCAAGGCCCUCUCAGAGGCUUUAAAGUUGUACCCAGGCAACCAAAUUCUUUGGAGGGCAUAUGUACAGAUCCAAAAUAAGUCCCACAGUGCCAGCAAGACAAGAAGAUUCUUUGACGCGAUCACCAGGUCUGCCAAAUCCUUGGAGCCUCGGUUGUUUGCAAUUGAAGCUGAGAAAGUGCAAAAAAGACUGGUGGAAGCUGUGCAGAGGCUGGAUGGUAGAGAAAUACAUGCCACAAUUCCUGAGACUGGCUUAACAAAUCGCAUCAAGGCCCUGUUCGAAAAUGCCACCCGGAGUGACAGCGGCAGCCAGUGCCCCCUGCUGUGGAGGAUGUAUUUGAACUUUUUGGUUUCCUUAGGAAAUAAAGAAAGAAGCAAAGGUGUAUUCUACAAAGCUGUUCAGCAUUGUCCUUGGGCAAAGGUGUUGUACAUGGACGCCUUGGAGUACUUCCCCGAUGAGAUGCAGGAGAUCCUGUAUCUAAUGACUGAGAAGGAGCUGCAGGUGCGCCUGCUGGUGGAGGAGCUGGAGCUCCUGCUUGAAGAUUAGGGAUCAGGAGGGCAGGAGGUGUCGCGGUGCACUGUGUGGUGUGUGUGCCUAAGUGCGUUAGGAGACCUAUCCUUUUUAAGUCUACUGUCUUGGUAAUUUGUGUCUGGGUCAUCAGUCUUCCCGAAGUUGUACAUUUUUAGACUAUAAAAGACACAAAAGCGAUUGUUUUACAUAUUAUAUAUGCGAAUGUGUAUAUAUAUAUACAUAGAUGACUCGUUAUGCCAAACAACACUUAAACCUAUUGUGGUUGAGGUGUGUGCGAGUUCUUGUUUGAUCUGCCCUUCCUCUGCCCAGCCACUGCCAGCCCUGCCCUGGCAUCCGUGGUGGUCUGCCGGGGCCUCUGGGGUCUUGGGGUCACUGCAGGGAAGGGCUGAGACCAGACGUAAAGGUCUAGUUCCUCAAACACUAGACCUCCUCCCUUAGGCCUGUUAGUAGAGGUCAUUUAAAACUUGGGUCCUGGCUUGUGUCGAGUGCGUGGAGGGUUUCUCCUUAGUCCUUUGGACCAGAACUCAGCGGGAAAUGCAGACUCUCAGGCCCACUGAGUCAGAAUCUGCCCUCUAACAAGACUCCCAGGGGACUGUGUGCCCAUUGAGUGUGGAAAGCACUGCCCAGGAUGAGGAGCCCUCAGCAGAGGCUUGUUGGGGACUGCCGGGUGCCCGCUCCUUUUCCCACAAGCCCACUCCUGCCUCCAAGAUGUGCUGAAGAUGCUUGUUCAUCUGUUCUGUGUCGACACUGCUUACGAAAACAAGGCCGAGACUGGUCACAUUCUUGUUUUGAUUUCUGAGGCCUAUGAAUAAAAUGGACCAUAUUCUGCUUCUGCAGAGA